UUUUAUCAAUUAUUUAAGUAUAUUUAAUCAUAUUAAUUAUACAAUCAGCAAAAUCUUAUUCAGAUUUAAAAUAAAAAAUUACUCAAGAAUGCGUAGAAUCGUGGAACGGAACGUUUUGUAGUUCCAAAUACGGCCGCGGGCCGCAGCACUGUCGGCUUGGGUUGUUGUUUCCUAUCCGCCAUUUUCCAGUCGCCAUUGAAAGGUGAAAACUUCGCUAAAUGUCGGUGAUGAUUUUAAGAUUUUGAGUGGUUUCUUUAAGAUUGUACCUGUUUUUAGUGUUGUGAAAUGAAAAUGAAGUGCCCCGGACUACCAUGACGCAUCAAAAUCACCAAACAAACGGUGCAAGUCUUGAGGAUUGCCACACAAACUUCUUCUCCUUGACGGAGUUGUAUGGCAUAAAAUGGCGUAAGCUAGUUUGGGGCGAGACAACCGGCGGCGGCGGCGAGGGCGAGGAGGGCGCCGCGCCACUCGCCGACCCGGUGAUCAGCAGCUAUGCCCGCUGCCUCGCCGGCGAUAUCCUGUGCGUCUGGAGGCGCGUGCCCGCUCCCCAGCCUCAGGAUAUCUAUGAAAUGAGCGCGCCACCUGCGCCGCCGCCGCCGCUCUCGCUCCGCGCCGCCAAGGAGCUAUGGAUCUUUUGGUAUGGCGAAGAACCGGACCUGAAUGGCUUGGUUGCGCCGGAGCUGAUUGCUGGACAAGGCGACCAAGGAUCGUGGGAGAGUGGACUAUCCUACGAGUGCCGCUCCUUGCUCUUCAAGGCUCUCCAUAACCUAAUCGAAAGAUGUCUUCUAUCCCGAGAUUUUGUGAGACUGGGCAAGUGGUUCGUACAACCGUACGAUGGAGACGAAGAGGAUGUUGGGAAAAGCCCCUGGCACCUCUCUUUCUCCUUCGCGUUCUUCCUUCACGGCGAGAGCACGGUGUGCGCGUCCGUGGACGUGCGACAACACCCUCCCGUACGCACGCUCACCGCCAAGCGGCUCGCCAAGCUGAACGGCCGGGAACGGAGCGCUGAUGCCGAUAACAAGGUGAUCCUGGCGCCCUUCGGGCUGGAAGGCACAGUUACCGGGCGCGACUGGAGCGACUCCGAUGCGCCCACUGGGCGAUUGUUGGACGCGUGGCGGCAACUCUACCCUUUGGAGCAGGGCUGCGGUGCCGUUGAGGUGGUGUGCGGCGGCGUGCGCAUGCGCUACCCGCUGCCCUACGUGCUGGUGACGGGCAUGGAGCCGCCGCCCGCGCCGCCGCCCGCGCCGCCGCUCGCCGCCGCCGCCGCCGCCGCGCUCACCACGCCCAAGCCGCAUCUGCCGGCGGAGGUGUGCUACGCCGAAUCCGGCGACAAAGGCGAUGACUUCGUCGAUCCCACCCGAAAAACCCCCUGUACCUGCGCCAAGUGGCGGCGGCGCCGCGGCCCGCGGCCCGCGCCCUUCCACCGCCGGCGCCUGCCCGACCGCGCGCCGCACAAGCGCCACCCAGGCGGCGGCUCGUGCGGCGCGGCGGCGCUGUCGCCUGGCUCUUGUGCCGGCUCGCCCUUGCCCGCCGGCUCGGCGCCGCCCUCGGCCGGCGCGCCGCACUCCCCGCACCCGCACCCCCACCACACCCCGCAGCAGGCCACGCUCCCGCACCAGGUUUGUAUUACUGAAUCCGGCGCGCUGCCGCCGACGACGCUGCACACGCCGGCGCCGACGCCGGAGACGCACGCGCCGCCCACCCCCGCGCCGCCCUCCGCGCCGCCGCCCACCAAGCUCUACCCCCAGCUGCUGAAGCGGCCCGUGCUGCCGCGGGGGGAGACGCGCGUCGACCCGCUGGAGGACGAGCACUCGCUGCACAUGCUCUACGACUACACCACCGUGCACGCCUGGCUGGAGCACCCAGUGAAACGGUUCAAGAGCGACGAGAACACGUUCCGAGAGGAGCUGGCCCUCGGCAGCACGGGCGGCGACCUGUACGCCGGCCACGACCACACGCGCAUGGCCGUCAUGCCCGACCACGCGGACGUCAAGCACGACCAUGAUGACGCAGCGUACAAGAACCUGUACACGUCCGACGGCCUCUGUCCCACGCUGAAGGACCUCGACCAGAUCUUCGAGAACUCCGACGACGCGGCCAGCGGGGAUGAGACGGUAAGACUUCUUCAAGUACAAACGCCGCCGGACUCGAACAAGUCGUUCGAAGAGACCCGCGGCCGGAUGGUGCGGGCCGAAGAGCUGAGCAAGAUGUUCCCCACCCCACCCUCGUUGGAGGCGCACGCGGCCCCGUCUCCCGGGUUCACCCUGGAGCUGGAGCCGCUGAGGCAUGCGCACUCACACGCGCAUCCGCACCUCACGCCUCACGCCACGCCGCCUCAUGAGCCUAUUGAGGAUUGGUCGUAUGUGUUCAAACCGCCCACCGUGUACAAGUGCGUCGGGUCAUCCAAGUACGCGCCCCUGUUGUCCCUGCCGUCCUCUUCACUCCCGCCCGUCACGCUACCGCCGCACGCCGUAUACCGGCCGCGGUGGCAGCAGAGCGAGGAGGAGCCACAGCCACAGACAGUGUACAAGUGUGUCGGGUCAUCCAAGUACGCGCCCCUGUUGUCCCUGCCGUCCUCUUCACUCCCGCCCGUCACGCUACCGCCGCACGCCGUAUACCGGCCGCGGUGGCAGCAGAGCGAGGAGGAGCCACAGCCACAGACAGUGUACAAGUGUGUCGGGUCAUCCAAGUACGCGCCCCUGUUGUCCCUGCCGUCCUCUUCACUCCCGCCCGUCACGCUACCGCCGCACGCCGUAUACCGGCCGCGGUGGCAGCAGAGCGAGGAGGAGCCACAGCCACAGACAGGGACGAAGCGGCCCUUGUCCCCGGCGGGCGCGCCGGCCGCCACGCCGGCGGGCGCCGCCCCCUCGCCCCUGCCCCGCCCCGCCCCCGCGCCGGCCCCGCCCCCGCCGCGCGCCGCCUCGCCCGCCCCCGCCUCGCCCGCGCCGCGCGCCGCCUGCCGCGCGUGCCCGCUGCUGCUCAACGUGCUGCUGGCCGACACGGUGCUCAACGUGUUCCGCGACCACAACUUCGACAGCUGCACGCUCUGCGUCUGCAACGCGGGGCCCAAGGUUGUCGGUAACAUCCGAGGCGCGGACGCGUCCACGUACCUGCCAGAGACGGCGGACGCGGCCGACGAGGACCCCGGCCGCUGCACGUGCGGCUUCAGCGCCGUCGUCAACCGCCGGCUCGCGCACAAGGCCGGCCUCUUCUACGAGGACGAGAUGGAGAUCACGGGCAUAGCGGAGAUCCCGGCGCGGGGCGGCGCUCGGAGCCUGGGGGCGGUGGCGGGCGCCGUGCUGGGCAUGUGCGCGGCGCUGGGCGGCGGCGGCGCCUCCGCGCUCUCCCGCGCGGCGCGCCACCAGGCCCGGGAGCGCCACGACCAGAACGACGUCAACCUGCUCGAGUCAUGUGUCAUAGCGGAGAUCCCGGCGCGGGGCGGCGCUCGGAGCCUGGGGGCGGUGGCGGGCGCCGUGCUGGGCAUGUGCGCGGCGCUGGGCGGCGGCGGCGCCUCCGCGCUCUCCCGCGCGGCGCGCCACCAGGCCCGGGAGCGCCACGACCAGAACGACGUCAACCUGCUCGAGUCAUGUGUCAUAGCGGAGAUCCCGGCGCGGGGCGGCGCUCGGAGCCUGGGGGCGGUGGCGGGCGCCGUGCUGGGCAUGUGCGCGGCGCUGGGCGGCGGCGGCGCCUCCGCGCUCUCCCGCGCGGCGCGCCACCAGGCCCGGGAGCGCCACGACCAGAACGACGUCAACCUGCUCGAGUACGCUGACGGCGGCGCGGCGUGCCUGCGCGCGCUGCGGGCGGCGGGGGCGGGCGCGGGGGCGGCGGGGGCGGGGGCGGGGGCGGGGGCGGUGCACCGCUGGCCCUUCAUCGGCGCCCGCGCCCCCAGGUGCUCCCGGGAUGUCAUAAGAUUGAUGCGCCGCCUCCGCCCCCUCCUUCAAGACGCGAUCCAGAAGCGCUGCUGCGGCGCGCGCAUGUGGGACGGCGUGGCCGGCCCGCUCACCUGGCGGCAGUUCCACCGCCUCGCCGGCCGCUCCAACGAGGACCUCUGCGAGCCCCAACCAGUCCCCCCCCUCCUCGUCGGACACGACCGCGACUGGAUCUCCCUCUCACCCUACGCCUUGAGGCAUUGGGAGCGCCUCUCGCUCGAACCUUACUCGUACUCCCGAGACGUCGCCUACGUAGUCCUAGCGGCCGACGGCGAAUUCCUCACCGACCCUAUCAAAACCUUCUUCAGGGAACUCUCGACCGCCUACGAAUCGUGCCGCUUGGGACGACACCAGCCUAUAAAUCGGAUAGCGCGCGACGGCUUAAUAAGAACGGCGCCGAGCGACCGCGACCAGCUAGCGGAGGAAUGGACGGGCGAAUUGCCCGCGGGCCGACUCGGGGAAUACAUCAAAUCGUACGCGGAAACGUUACGAACGAGCAUAGUACCUCAGCUGGCGAGUCUGAGCAUUGAUAGGUCGUUAUUAGAGACGGAGACGAAGUCGGCGCAUAUAGAGCGGCCGGCGCCGUCGCCGAUGCGGCCGCCUUCGACGCCGGACCACCCGCCGACGCCGAGCAGUCAGAGCGACCAGGAGAAUGAGACGCCGAAUAUGUCGUCCAGUACUAACAACAGUACAGUGCAUAACUCCUGGGAAGAAGAGGAAGGCGGUGCCCCAGCCCUAGUGAUAUACGUGGUGGAGCCCCCCGCCGCGCACGCGCACCGCGCGCACUCGCUGCACGCGCUGCUGCGGCUGGCUGCGCGCGCGCACCACCACCUGCGGCACCACAACCCGCUCGUCAAGAUAAUCUCGCUAGAGGGCGUGUGCGAGACGGCCGGGCUGGGCGCCGGCACUCGGUCGGAGCUGCGCGCGCUCGCCUUCAGCGUGUUCACCGGCGCGCGGCGGCUGCUGCAGCCCGCGCCCGCCGGCAAGUCGCUCACCGGCUUCGGCACCGCCGCGCAGGCGAGGGUGCUCAUCGACGCCAUGCAGGAAAAGGACCGAGCGCCCUACAAGCUGUUUUCACCCGCGUGGGUGCUGGCGCCUCCGCGCGCCCUCAAGGAGGUCGCGGAGACCUGGGGCCACUCGUGCGGCGAGCAGGGCUCCGUGCUGUUCCUGUCGUACUGCCUGUCGCACGACCAGCGCUGGCUGCUCGCCGCCGCCACCGACGCGCGCGGCGAACUGCUCGACACACACGCCGUCAACAUACACGUGCCUCACAGAUCGCGACGGAGGCGAGCGCUGGGCGCGCGGCGCUGCGGGCUGACCAAGCUGAUGGACUGGGCGCUCGGCGUCAUGUCGCGGGCCGCGCAGCCCUGGCGGCUCGUGGUCGGCCGGCUCGGCCGCAUCGGCCACGGGGAGCUCAAGGGCUGGAGCUGGCUCCUCUCACGCAAAAACCUCACCCGCGCCUCCAACCAACUCAAGGACAUCUGCAACCCGUGCUCGGUGCUCUACCCGUCCGGCGCCCCCUGCAUCCUGUCCGCCUGCCUCGUGUCCACGGAGCCCGACUCGUGUCUGCGGCUCAUGGCGGACCGGUUCACCCCCGACGAGCGGUUCAGCCAGGCCUCCAUACAGUCGCACCUGCACACGCCGCGGGACGUCACCGCCACGCACAUACUCGUGUUCCCCACGUCUGCCACCGCCACGCAGGUCAGUACUGUGCCGAGCCCGACUCGUGUCUGCGGCUCAUGGCGGACCGGUUCACCCCCGACGAGCGGUCAGUACUGUGCCGAGCCCGACUCGUGUCUGCGGCUCAUGGCGGACCGGUUCACCCCCGACGAGCGGUUCAGCCAGGCCUCCAUACAGUCGCACCUGCACACGCCGCGGGACGUCACCGCCACGCACAUACUCGUGUUCCCCACGUCUGCCACCGCCACGCAGGUCAGUACUGUGCCGAGCCCGACUCGUGUCUGCGGCUCAUGGCGGACCGGUUCACCCCCGACGAGCGGUCAGUACUGUGCCGAGCCCGACUCGUGUCUGCGGCUCAUGGCGGACCGGUUCACCCCCGACGAGCGGUUCAGCCAGGCCUCCAUACAGUCGCACCUGCACACGCCGCGGGACGUCACCGCCACGCACAUACUCGUGUUCCCCACGUCUGCCACCGCCACGCAGGUCAGUACUGUGCCGAGCCCGACUCGUGUCUGCGGCUCAUGGCGGACCGGUUCACCCCCGACGAGCGGUCAGUACUGUGCCGAGCCCGACUCGUGUCUGCGGCUCAUGGCGGACCGGUUCACCCCCGACGAGCGGUUCAGCCAGGCCUCCAUACAGUCGCACCUGCACACGCCGCGGGACGUCACCGCCACGCACAUACUCGUGUUCCCCACGUCUGCCACCGCCACGCAGGUCAGUACUGUGCCGAGCCCGACUCGUGUCUGCGGCUCAUGGCGGACCGGUUCACCCCCGACGAGCGGUCAGUACUGUGCCGAGCCCGACUCGUGUCUGCGGCUCAUGGCGGACCGGUUCACCCCCGACGAGCGGUUCAGCCAGGCCUCCAUACAGUCGCACCUGCACACGCCGCGGGACGUCACCGCCACGCACAUACUCGUGUUCCCCACGUCUGCCACCGCCACGCAGUCGGCGCAAGGGCAAUUCGAGCAGAGCGCGAUGGCGAACGGCGAGACCGACGACAUGAUGUUCCUCGGCGUCGACAUGAACGACAUGAACGACGACGAGAUCGGCGACAGCAACAUGACGGACCUGCUCAUCGGCGACAUGUUCAACAACAUGUGGCCGCAGGGCAGCCCCAGGAACGACGGAGGCAGGGAGGAAGAUGCGGCGGCUGAUGAGGACGAGCCGCAGCGGCUUGGCGACAUGUUCAACAACAUGUGGCCGCAGGGCAGCCCCAGGAACGACGGAGGCAGGGAGGAGGAUGCGGCGGCUGAUGAGGACGAGCCGCAGCGUAAUGUGCCGCAGGCGAGCUACGCCGGGGACGACCACAGCCAGGAGCAAGUCGGCACCGUCCUCCAGCAGCCGCUGGCGCUGGGCUACAUGGUGUCGACGGCGCCGCUGGACGCCAUGCCGGCGUGGUGGUGGGCGGGCUGCCCGCACCUGCGCGACGCCUGCCCGCCCGCCUUCCUCAAGAACGCGUUGCACCUGCACACCGGCUCCGUGCAGGCCGCGGACGACUUUACUAGCCUCACGCAGCGCAGCUCGCACGUGCACCCGCUCGAUAGCCAGGUCACCACCGACGUGCUCAGGUACGUGCUGGAAGGCUACAACGCGCUCUCGUGGCUCGCGCUGGACGGCGAGACGCACGACCGGCGCUCGUGCCUGCCGCUCCACGUGCAGGUCCUCAUGCAGCUCUACCACACCGCCGCCGCGCUCGGUUAACCCCGUCCCGACUGCGCACGCGUUCCGCCAUCUUUGCGACACGGCUCUCCUGACUGCGACGCGUCCUCGGCUAACACUCGGCCAUCCUGAUUUCGACGCGUCCUCGGCUAACACUCGGCCAUCCUGACUGCGACGCGUCCUCGGCUAACACUCGGCCAUCCUGAUUUCGACGCGUCCUCGGCUAACACUCGGCCAUCCUGACAACGGCACGUCCUCGGGCGAGCGACUCUGGCGACGCGGCCUUAUUUAUUCGAGACGGUCAGAUAAAAGAGUACACUAAUUUAUUGCCCUAGUUAAUUCGACAUAGGAUUUUUUCUAUUGUAAAUUGCUACCCUCGAAAUGGCCGUUUAAGAAUAGAAUUCUAGACGACAGUACUUAGGUAAAUUAUACGAUAGAGUAGAUGCCGUCGACUCUGCGCGGCUGGACCUUGUUACGUUACACGCUGGGUUUUAAAUCCACUGACAGAUGCGAAUUGAUACGUAAGUUAGACCAUUCGAUUGUAAGAUGUUGGUAAAGAUUUAGAUUAAGUUGUUAACAUCGGUGAUGAUGGGAUUUUGGAUAGUUAGUAACAAUUGGAAAUCCAAAUUUUCUUAUUAGUCAUAUACAU
Molecule: messenger RNA, 7917 nt
Organism: Cydia amplana
Lineage: Eukaryota; Metazoa; Arthropoda; Insecta; Lepidoptera; Tortricidae
Gene: skd
Product: mediator of RNA polymerase II transcription subunit 13
Exons: 38
Coding region: 312-7310 (2332 amino acids)
Biological process (GO): positive regulation of transcription by RNA polymerase II
Cellular component (GO): mediator complex
Molecular function (GO): transcription coactivator activity
Source: RefSeq, a predicted model, not a curated record